AGACUAAUUUUACGAUUCCGAAACGUAGCCGGGAACUGAACUGCAUUAUACCUGUGUGCGCUGAACAGCAGUCAGUGGAGUUAUCCCGUUAUAAUCUUUUCUACUAAUUAAGAACAAUUUGUGUCCUCCGUGAAGCACACGCCGAGAGGACCACAUAAGGCACAUAAAGUUAACUUUAUCUUCGAAUCCGUGAACAUGACUGAAGCAGAGGUGAAUCCAAAAGCCUAUCCGCUUGCUGACGCAACGUUUAGCAAAACCAUACUGGAUCUUGUACAGCAAGCGUCCAAUUACAAGCAACUACGAAAAGGGGCUAACGAAGCCACCAAAACCUUGAACCGAGGCAUUUCGGAGUUUAUUGUGAUGGCUGCAGAUGCUGAACCACUGGAGAUAAUCCUUCACCUGCCACUUUUGUGCGAGGACAAGAACGUCCCGUACGUAUUUGUGCGCUCCAAACAGGCUCUGGGACGUGCCUGCGGAGUCUCCCGACCAGUCAUCGCCACAUCAGUUACAAUUAAGGAGGGUUCACAGCUGAAACCCCAGAUUCAGUCCGUGCAAAUGGCCAUUGAGAGACUGCUGGUCUGAUUGUAAUGUCAAUGUUUUGUUUAGAGUGCUAAUUUUAUGAUCCCUCUAAGGACCUACAAAGUGAAAUCGAGAGCUCAAUGUGUCUCCAGUGCGUGGCAGAGAGACUUAUCUUUUUUUUGUACUUUAAAGUUGCAAAAUGUUUAUUUUAAUAUACUCUUAGUGGUGUUUGUCUACUAUAGUUAUGAUUUAAAAUUUAGUUUCCUUUGAGUGUCUAAUUUUGUGUGCUUAUAAAGCUUGGUUUGGCCCGAGAGGUAGGCCUCAUUACACUCUCUCAAGUACAGUGUGUGUGUGUGAGAGAGUACAGCAUUGGUGAGUGCAGUUCCAUUUAGAUUUCAAUUAUUAAAUGGUAAUUAAAAUAAGCUUUCUCUGCAGCACUUUCUGAAACCUUGAUCAUGCCCAUGCCGCUUUGUUUAGCCCGUGAACUAAUUUCUUUGUAAGAGUUUAAAAGUAAACUUUCUGUUCAUGACCAUA
Molecule: messenger RNA, 1053 nt
Organism: Clupea harengus (Atlantic herring)
Lineage: Eukaryota; Metazoa; Chordata; Actinopteri; Clupeiformes; Clupeidae
Product: NHP2-like protein 1
Biological process (GO): ribosome biogenesis
Cellular component (GO): ribonucleoprotein complex; nucleolus
Molecular function (GO): RNA binding
Source: RefSeq, a predicted model, not a curated record